AUGGAGAGUGCUAAUAUGGAACAAAAUGACUUCGACAAGCUCAACCUAGAAGAGCUGCCUACUGAGCAACUUACGACCAUGCAGAAAACGCUUCAGCAACUCGUAGCGGCGGUACAGGAGAUCUCUAAAAACGGAACCGCCCAGGUAAAGCUCUCAGUUACAAAGGUCAGAGCAAAAGUAGAAGCGCUGCAGGCAAUUCCAUCCGCGCUCAAAAACCAGAACGAACUAACCCGCGCGCAAGCAAGGACCAGCGAAAAUCUUGUAACCCUCGCAAGCAAUUGCAUUGAAAGUGAAUGUGAGGAAAUAAGCAGCGAACUCAAAAACCUAGAAGGCGUAGAAGAACUGCUGCAAAAGCAAGACAGGCUCCUAUGCAAAGCGCUACGUCUCACUAUCAGCUGCGCGCGAGCAACUAACAAACUCGUAGACGAGUCUGUGGAAAGCAUAGAGAUUCGACCAAUGAAUUCAACAAAGGACCCUGCUGGCCUCCGACGACCGCUUGAAUCUGAGAUUUCGCUGCAGUUGUGGUCUAUUCGGACAGAUGGCGCAUGUAGCGAUACCUAG
Molecule: messenger RNA, 561 nt
Organism: Cylicocyclus nassatus
Lineage: Eukaryota; Metazoa; Nematoda; Chromadorea; Rhabditida; Strongylidae
Source: the annotation of a GenBank genome assembly